GAAGAGUCUUAGAAGUUAGCAGCACUUGCGCCAUAACGGAGAUUGGCCAAAAUGCUGGGCAUAGCCUGUGAUCCGUUGCAGCAUACGAGCAUGUAUGAGCGCGGCUCAGAUGAUAGCGAGGACAGCGAUGGCGAGGGUGGCUUGGGCAAUGUCUCGCGCGUGAUUAUACGACCGCCCGGGCAGAGCGGGAAGGCUAAGCGCGGUCAUUUGUGCUUUGAUGCGGCCUUUGAGACUGGAAAUCUGGGCAAGGCGGAGCUGGUGGGCGAGUUCGAGUACGAUUUGUUUCUGCGUCCAGACACUUGCAAUCCGCGCUAUCGCUUUUGGUUCAAUUUUACCGUGGAUAAUGUGAAACAGGAUCAGCGUGUGCUGUUCAACAUUGUGAACAUCAGCAAGAGCCGCAAUCUGUUUAACAGCGGCCUGACGCCGCUUGUGAAGUCCUCCAGCCGGCCCAAAUGGCAGCGUUUGCCUAAGCGUCAGGUGUUCUUCUAUCGCUCGGCCAUGCAUCAGGGCCACUAUGUGCUCAGUUUUGGCUUUAACUUUGACAAGGAGGAGGAUGUGUAUAUGUUCGCCCUGGCCCUGCCCUACAGCUACUCCCGCUUGCAGUCCUAUUUGAAUGUGAUCGAUGCACGCCAGGGACCCGAAAAGCGUUUCACGCGCUCCGUCCUGGUCAAAUCUUUGCAAAAUCGCAAUGUGGAUCUGCUGACAGUGGAUCAGGUGACGCAUAGCGGGCGUCCGACGAAUCGCCUGGAGCGUAGCUUCAUACGCGUUAUUGUCAUACUCUGUAGAACGCACUCGAGCGAGGCGCCUGCAUCUCAUGUUUGUCAGGGAUUCAUCGAAUUUCUGGUGGGCAAUCAUCCCAUUGCGCAAGUGCUGCGCGAGCAUUUCGUAUUUAAAAUUGUGCCAAUGGUCAAUCCGGAUGGUGUCUUCCUGGGCAACAAUCGCUGCAAUCUGAUGGGCCAGGAUAUGAAUCGCAAUUGGCAUGUGGCGUCCGAGUAUACGCAGCCGGAGUUGCAUGCCAUCAGGAAUAUGCUAAAGGAGUUGGAUAAUUCGGAUACAUAUCAGAUUGACUUUGUGAUCGACCUGCACGCGAACAGCAGCAUGCACGGCUGCUUCAUCUAUGGCAAUACAUACGAGGAUGUCUAUCGCUAUGAGCGGCAUCUGGUGUUCCCACGGCUCUUUGCCAGCAAUGCCAAGGAUUAUAUCGCCGAGCAUACUAUGUUCAAUGCGGACGAGCGCAAGGCGGGCAGCGUUAGGCGAUACUGCUGCGAGCGCCUUAGCGACACGGUAAAUGCGUACAACCUGGAGGUGUCCAUGGCGGGUCACUAUCUGCGCGACGGCAAGACGAUUGCGCUCUACAACGAGGAUGGAUAUCAUCGCGUCGGACGCAAUGUGGCACGCACUCUGCUGCAAUACUAUCGCUUCAUCAAUGUGCUGGCCAUGCCGCUGGUGUCGGAGAUGCGGCUGCAGGGCAAGCGACGCGGCAGACCGCGCACGCAUCAUUCGCGCUCCCGCUCCAGGACACGCUACGAGGUGAAGCCGAGGCCAAAGACGACGCGCUGUCAUGCGCCCAUUGCGUACACCAAUCUGAGCAUUUGCUAUGAUUCUGCUGGCGGCGGCGUCUCCUCCGACGAGGGCGGUUUCUCACCAACGCGACCCAUACCCAUUGCGCCCGGCAGCAGCUGCUUCAGCGGCUACCGCAAUUAUCGGCGCGCUGUAACCGCCAGCUGUGCCCACCACGAUCAGUAUUCCCUGGGUUUGAGCGAGCCGGGCGCGUGCAGUCGCCACAAGCGAGCCGCCGCUGCCGCCGGCCCUCUUUCCAUAGAGCUGGCCGUGCCCACGUUGGGCGUCAGUGUGCCGCCCAAGCCGUACCUGUCCAUUAUCGAUCUGAAUCAGCUGACCCGCGGCAGCCUAAAACUGAAGGCGAGCAGCUUUGAUGCCGACGAUCGGCGCUAGGUUGAAGUUUAACUGUGACUCUAAUUGAUUUUAUAUGCUUAACGCUUUUUUCCAGCUGUG
Molecule: messenger RNA, 2013 nt
Organism: Drosophila montana
Lineage: Eukaryota; Metazoa; Arthropoda; Insecta; Diptera; Drosophilidae
Product: cytosolic carboxypeptidase 6
Exons: 5
Coding region: 52-1953 (633 amino acids)
Biological process (GO): proteolysis; protein side chain deglutamylation
Molecular function (GO): metallocarboxypeptidase activity; zinc ion binding
Source: RefSeq, a predicted model, not a curated record